AUGGGGGCUCAGGUAUCGUACUACAUGGACGCUCGCCCACCGCCCCACGCCCCUGUAUACAAGGAUCUGCUGUCGUUUGUGUUCGACGACCGUCCGGUCGAAUACGAUGAGCAGCGGCCCAUCUACAUCGAUGCAGAGAACCCGUCGUGGGCGCUGAACGCGCGCCAGUUCCGGGUGCUGGUGCGGACCUUGAUUGCGGGCUUCAAAGCGUGGAAUCUCCAGCCCGGGGAGUGUGUGUUGGUCCAUUUGCCAAAUAAUGUAUAUCCAUUUAUUCGAUCAUGCCGUUUGGUUCUUUAUUCUGCCAUAUUCUACGGCAUUAUAGGCGCCGGGGGCGUCUACAUGGGCACCAACCCGCGCAGCCAGCCGCACGAGCUGCAGCACCUGCUGCAGCUUGCGGAGCCAAAGUGGAUCAUCACGUCGCCGGACGGGCUUCCCGUGCUGCGGGAAGUGGAGACGUUGAAAGAGCUGUCAUCGAGCCAGAUCUGCGUCCUGGAUGCAUAUGCCAUUGCCCGUCUGUCGCAGUUACUGCUAUCCACCCAGAGCACAACGUGUGCCUCGCAAGAUGAGACAGACAAAGAGAUGGGCAUUCUUAACUUUGCCAGCCUACUUGACCACGGAGAGAGUGACUGGAUCCGGUUCGAUGAGAAAACUGCAGCAGAAACCACACCGGCCGCCAUGUUCACGACUAGUGGCACCGGAGGCCUGCCCAAGGCGGCGAUUCUCUCGCAUCACGCCAUGGUCACCCACCAUCUGAGCAUCCAGUAUCCGGUCCCAUACGAUGUGACCCGGCUGAUGUCGCUGCCCAUGUUCCACCUCUUCGGCUCCCUGUGGAGCCACAUCUUCCCGAUCCGCUACGGCCAGCCGUUGUACGUGCUGCCGCGGUUUGAGAUCAGCCAGUACGUGCGCACUAUCUACCUAUACCGCAUCACGGAGACCUACAUGGUGCCGGCGAUGGUGCAGGCGCUGAACCGGUGUUCGUCGCUUGCCCUGAGGGAGUAUUUGGCCUCUCUGCGGUAUGUCGGCGUAGCCGGGGCGUCCAUUGAUGCGGUGUCCCUCCGACGCUUCCAGGACCAACUUCAUCCCGACGCGCAGAUUUCGCAGCUCUGGGGCAUGACCGAGGUCGGCGUUGCGUUCCAGAUCCGCUACGGCGAGCGGGAUGAAACAGCCAGCAUCGGACGUCUGCUGCCCAACUACGAGAUCAAGCUGCUCGAUGGCCAGGGGCGGGCCGUAACGGCGGAUAACCAACCUGGCGAGCUGUAUGUCCGCGGGCCGGGCACGUUGAUCGGGUACCGGGGGAUGCCUCCGGCCAAGGACGAGGACGGCUGGUUCCGUACGGGCGAUAUCGUGUGUGUCCGGGGCGGCAAGUUCUACAUCGUAGGGAGGGCCAAAGAGCUGAUCAAAGUGAGGGGUUGGCAAGUCGCUCCCGCAGAGAUCGAAGCAGUCCUGCUGAAACACCCCGAGAUCGUCGACGCGGCUGUCAUAGGAGUCACGCAGAAGGACCCGCAGGACGACACCGGGAUGGUGACCGAGGCCGUGCGCGCCUUCGUUGUUCGACGCAAGGGUCAGCACGCCAGCAAGCUGACGGCAGACGAAGUCUACUGGUUUGCGCGGCGGCAGCUGGCCAGCUACAAGGCUCUGGACGGGGGGGUCAUCUUCGUCGAGGACAUCCCGCGCACUCCCAGCGGCAAGAUCCAGCGGUACAAGCUCGCGCAGAUGAACUCGUACCGGGAGAUGGUGUCGUCGUUGAUGCAGCGGUUUGACACCGUCAACCACGGCACAUCUGUUACUGCUGGAAUCGGCAGUGUUGCAAUCGGCACGUCUACAACUAGCUGUUUUGUUUAUAGGAUAGAAGACUCCCUCGGCGUCAACAAUAUUUUAUUUUUACAUAAUCCAAUCCGCCACAACAGCUGA
Rasamsonia emersonii CBS 393.64 is the source of this 1911-nucleotide messenger RNA. RefSeq names its product Adenylate-forming enzyme AfeA. Gene Ontology annotation, biological process: secondary metabolic process. Gene Ontology annotation, molecular function: CoA-ligase activity. Lineage: Eukaryota; Fungi; Ascomycota; Eurotiomycetes; Eurotiales; Trichocomaceae. Bases 1 to 1911 code for a protein of 636 amino acids. The record is from RefSeq and is a predicted model, not a curated record. The transcript has 5 exons.